AAAAUGACAUUAUUAUAAACAUGGAUGUUAUAUGAAUAGGACUCAACGUCUGGUCUUCUGUUAUUCCUGAUUCAGUUACAAAUUUUGAGAGAAUUUGAAUAUUAAUAUUUCUCAUGAAUAUUGGAUUGGAUAUUAAGGUUACCUGCCCCAAUGCCAUGAUUAGUAUUAGAUUUUAGAAGCAAACCGGGAAACUAGUAGCUGUUUACGUAUUUCUAACAUGGCUCACCUGAAGGGCCACAUUGGAUACCCUAUCAUCGGUGACAAGUCUGUGGAGUUUUAUAAAGACCCAAUUGAAUUUGUCAACAAAAGAGUGAAUGAGUUUGAUGAGAAAAUAUUUCAGUCCAGAGUGCUGAACACGCCUACUGUAUUUAUAGCGUCAGCUGAAGGUGUCAGACAGCUUCUUUAUGAAAAAAGUCAUAAUUUUGAGAUGGGAUACCGAGCAUUUAUGUACAAUCUCUAUGGUGAUAAUCUGUUAUUCAGCGGACAUGACGAAGCACAUAGAAUUCGUAGUGUGCUGCAUCAUUUAUUUAGCGGUGAAUCAGUACAGCAAUGGGACAGUCUAUUAGAAAAAUUAAUGAACAGAAAUUUUGAUAGAUUAGACUCUGGGUGUGCUUUGCCGAUGUAUAAAGUAUUCAAACGUUUUUGUACUGAGUUAUCAAUCAGUAUAUUCCUGGAUGUGGAUAUUGAAUCGUCUCUUGAAUUAGUACAGGAAACAACUGACCUAGCAACAACACACUGGCAUGGAAUCAUCUCUGUGCCUUUCAGUUUAAAAGUACCGUAUUGGUCGUCAGGGUUCAAGAAGGCAAUAGAAGCCAAGAACUCUCUGUUUGAGAUAAUCUGUAAAAGACUAGUCCAGACUGUAGAUGGGGACUUUUUACAACAGAUUAAAUCUGCUGGUUUUAAAGAUAUGACAGAAGCAGCACAUCAUGUCUUGCUCUUCAUCUCUGCUUUAGUUCCCAAGGCGAUGGCAUCACUACUCACAUCAUUUACAAUUUUAAUGGCUGAAAAAGAUUAUAUUACGCAUUGUGAAAAAGCAUGUCGAGAUGAGCAAUAUUUGCAGUAUGUUUUAUUAGAAGUACAGAGACUAUGGCCUCCUUUCCUUGGAGGUAGACGUCUUGCAUCUCAGGACUGCGAAAUUGGCGGCUUCAAGAUUCCCAAAGGUUAUGCUGCUGCAUACAUCACAUACUCAGCUCAAAGAGAUCCUAAAAUAUUCCCAGAUCCAGACGAGUUUAGGCCAGAAAGAUGGCGGACGUGUAACGCUGGUAAUGAAAACUAUUUGAGUUGUUUUGGAGGUGGACCAAGAGACUGCGUAGGUUCAAGUUUAAUGAACAGAAUGUUGAAGACUGUUUGUAAGUACCUCUUGAAUCACUAUAGCUGGUUGGUCCCUAAUGGACAAGACUUGACACAUAAAUGGCUCCCAGUAUCAAGACCAAAGCAACAAGUCAUGGUGGUUUAUGAACUUAAAUCUGACUUAGAACAGUCAAGUGAAUUUACCGAAGUAGAUGAUCCAGAUAUCCAUAGUUGAGUUAUACAGUGUAUAAUACAAAUCAGUAGUUUUAAUUUUAGACCUUAUGGGUCUAUCUUUUAAUUAACUUUUGAAUG
This is a messenger RNA of Saccoglossus kowalevskii, 1602 nucleotides long. RefSeq lists its product as uncharacterized. Gene Ontology annotation, molecular function: oxidoreductase activity, acting on paired donors, with incorporation or reduction of molecular oxygen; monooxygenase activity; heme binding. Gene Ontology annotation, biological process: sterol metabolic process. Lineage: Eukaryota; Metazoa; Hemichordata; Enteropneusta; Harrimaniidae. The record is from RefSeq and is a predicted model, not a curated record.